AUGAAUGACGACGAUGAAGAAUUUCAUUGUAGAGAUAUAAAAAACGAUAGCAAGGAUGACAAUAGCGAUAGCUAUGAAGACGAAGAUGAAGAUGAAGAACCUUUUAAAAAACCAACAGACCAAAAAACCGAUUCAGAAGUUAUUGCUAAAGAAGAUGAUAAAAUAGAGUUAUCAAAAAUAAAAGAAAGUCGUUACAAUUCUAAAGUCGAAGAUGAUAAUACUGACGAUGAGGAGGAGGAAAGGGGAUAUCAAGAAAAAGAGAAGCAACCCCAAGAAAGUGAACAAGGAGAUAGAGAAUAUGGACAUUCAAAACCACAUGAUGAUUAUUCUGAAGACGAGAGAGAGGAGUCCACCCACGAUGAAGACGAAACAGAAGAAGAAGGAUUCAUUCCCGAUCCGCAGACACAUGUUGUCACAUUUAUUUAUGAGGAUGAUUUAACCGAACCUGUACUUUUAAAAGAUAAUAUAUUCGAAAGAGCCAAAGAUUCACUACACUUGGAUGCAAUCCCAGAUAAGUUGCCAGGUAGAGAGGGUGAAAAGGCACAUAUUCAAGCGUUUUUAGAACCAAAAAUUAAUUUAGGGGAAUCAGGUGGUACGCUAUAUAUUGCGGGUAUGCCAGGUACUGGUAAAACAGCAACAGUCAAAGAAAUUAUAAAAAACCUACAAGUAAAAAGAAAGAAAAGUGCGAUCAAGCUAUUCAGAUUCAUAGAGAUUAAUUGUAUGCAGCUUUCAUACCCCGAUCAACUCUAUCAAACACUAUAUAGUAAAUUACAAUUUGGAAGGAGAUCAGCUAGACCCAAAACAAGUGAAGAAGCACUCAGGCUACUCAAAAAAAGAUUCAACUCCAACUCGGCCAAAAAGGAUUUUGUUAUUGUUUUAGUGGAUGAGUUUGAUUGCUUGUUAACGAAAAAAGAGCAAACUGUAAUAUACAACCUAUUUGAAUGGCCAAAUAAACCAGCAUCUAAAUUUGUAGUCAUAGCAAUUUCAAACACAAUGAAUUUACCAGAUCAAUUAUCGUCGCGUGUAAAGAGUAGAAUGGGUCUUCAAAGACUUCCUUUUCAACCAUACAAUACACAACAGUUAGAAAGUAUUAUAAAAUAUAGAUUGGGUGGAUUGGAAGCAUUUGAUCAAGACUCAAUUCAAUUGGUAGCGAAAAGGGUCGCAACAGUUUGUGGUGAUGCUCGUAGGGCUUUGGAGAUUUGCAGAAAAGCAGCAACCAUAGCACUCCAACAAAACGAACUCGAUAAUUUAGUUCAAAAAGUUACAGAUACUCAUAUCGAUGAAGUUUUCAAACAGUUUUCAUUACCGAUUAGAAGAAAAUUAAAUCAAUUAUCUUUAUUUGAAAAAUUAUUCCUAUACUGCGUAUGUAAAGAAUCAAAGCGUAUAAAUUCCCUCGAAGUAGUAUAUGGAGCUGUAUAUAGAAAGUUACAAGAAACCACUUUAUCCAAAGGCAUGUAUUGUCCGACCGAGUCUGAAAUACUCCAGCUUGCAGGUAGUCUAGGUGGUUACAAGUUAAUAUUAUUUGAAGAUGACAAACCAAUUAAUUGGGAUCAUUUAUUAAAAUUAAAUAUUUCUCAAGUAGAUUUAUUUUAUGGUUUAGAAGAGGAUGAAGAUUUACAAACAAUUAUAUAA
Molecule: messenger RNA, 1632 nt
Organism: Dictyostelium purpureum
Lineage: Eukaryota; Evosea; Eumycetozoa; Dictyosteliales; Dictyosteliaceae
Exons: 1
Coding region: 1-1632 (543 amino acids)
Biological process (GO): mitotic DNA replication checkpoint signaling; DNA replication initiation
Cellular component (GO): nuclear origin of replication recognition complex
Molecular function (GO): DNA replication origin binding; ATP hydrolysis activity; ATP binding
Source: RefSeq, a predicted model, not a curated record